Molecule: messenger RNA, 3135 nt
Organism: Letharia columbiana
Lineage: Eukaryota; Fungi; Ascomycota; Lecanoromycetes; Lecanorales; Parmeliaceae
Exons: 5
Coding region: 1-3135 (1044 amino acids)
Biological process (GO): establishment of cell polarity; positive regulation of G2/M transition of mitotic cell cycle
Cellular component (GO): cytoplasm; cell septum
Source: RefSeq, a predicted model, not a curated record
AUGCAGACAUCCUUCAGGAAUUAUCAAUUUGACGGGAACCAUGCAGCGAAUAGGCGGGGGCACGUGCCACAGUUAUCUAUAAGUGACGACAAUCAUCACGUAACUGAAGCGAUUGGGGACUUGUACGGGGAAUACCAGAAUGGGAGACGAGACUCAAGACCUCUAGGCUUUGUUCCGCCAAACCCAGCAAACCUACCAAAUACAUCAGAGUCGCAACGGCGACCCCCACCCAGAGCUGGACCCUCUCCUCCACAGUCCCUUAGAAACGCACGGAACUCUUUGGUCCGGAACAUAUCCAAUGAGCGAACACCUACACAAGUCAACGGACAAGGUAGAAUGAUGGCGAGCAGGAGCAACUCUGGCGAUGGCGAGGGUGGGCCAAUAUCACCCACCAUGGCAGGGCAGCUGUCACCAAGCAACUCGUUGCACCGCACCAACUCCGACACGGCAAGCACUCAUUUCCCUCUUAACGACAUCGACUACGAAUCCAACCCCAAUGCUGUGGCUCAGGAGCUCAGCAACCUAGCUGCUAUACGGCGGAUGUCUAUGGACGUAAACGCUUCUGGCGAUCCGGAUCUGCCAUCCUUUCCCUCAAACUUCGGUAUGACUACCGCGCCGCCAAUGGAUACUGAUCCGGAUGAUGCAUCUAGACUGUACUGGGUUCCUGCAAGUGUGCAUCCAGAACUGGCGCCAAUGGAAUUCAAAACAUUCCUGGAUAAGAAGGUCAAAUCUCUGAAGAGGAGGUCGGAGGAGAGCUCGCUUUCGCCAGAUGGCUUACAACCGGGAGGCUCAAACGCCAGUCUUAGGAGGCGCAAAUCUAUGCUGUCGAGGCAGAUUGACAAUUCAGGGGGGCGAGGCGCGGAUGGAUAUCAAGAUGGUGCUGAGGUGUUAGAUCGGAAGAGAUCGCAGUCAGGGGACAAAGUAUUGAGUACAGGCAUCACAAAUCUACAAGACCUAGAGGCUCUCGUCAACGAACCCGAGAAGAUCAUGCAGAGGCUGAGCUUGGAGACUGGAGCUGAAGGUGGGGAAGUACUUCCCGGAGACGAUGUACCAAUCCUACCAGGCGCUCCAUCUGGGGGUAACUCGUUGAGGCGAUCGACCCGCACUACGUACCGAAGAGGAGGCAGUCUACGUAAGGGUGAACGAGGCCCAUUGUCAAAACGUGCAGCCUUCAGGUCAGAUACUACAGAUGGCGAGGAGUCACCGAUUUCGGCACCAAGCGUUCCACAGAACGAAGCUUUCGAGAAACUUUCGAGGGCCCAAACAGAACCUACACCGCCUCCAGAGCGAGUUACGGAGAACUUCUCCCGACCUGGACGAAUGAAUAGGCGUGCAGGGAUUCCACCAGGAGUGUCACAAAGAACAUCGCUGUCCUCGUCAUUUGAUGAAGCGCCUACGGACCGCAAGUCUUCAGAGUUACGGGACCAACCAGGUAUAGCCCCGCACACGAGGCAUUUUGUCUCGCAGAUUGCUUCGAACGGGAGAUUAGGUGUUACCCCAGAAGCGCUCGGAAAGGGGAUACCGCACAUUAUUGAAACACCUCCCGAAGAGGCAAGACCGGCGUCUAGAAAAGGCUUCGUCCCUGAACGAACAACAUCACAUGAGCCGCCGCCUAUCCACCAACCCUCAGCUUCUUCAUCCGCAGGUCCGUCCAGAGCUCAGAAAUGGACUCCGCAGUCAAGGCAAAAUCAAAGUAUAAAGAGCAAUCAGAGCUUGAGCGAUAUGACUUCCCAUCCUUCUCCUCUACCUGGAAACAACACGCGUACAGACAGCUUGUCUUUCAUCCCUACGUUGACCGAGGACAAAAAGUCUGCAGAGGCUAGAAAGGCUAAAGAAAAGGCCGAUCAAGAAAAGGCGGAUAGUGGCCGGAAAUCAAGUUGGAGUUGGGGCUCGCUCUUAGGGAAUGAAGAAAGGGAAAAAGAGAAGAGAAAAGCGGAGGAAGCCAAGCAAGAAAAGAAAGUAAGGGCGCGGCUCGGUAAACCAUUAGACAAGUCGCACGACAAUACAAGACUCGACCUCUUGCAGACUACUAUGGAAGGCAGCCGAGGCCGAGAAAGCAUUGUACUUGACCGCGGAGACCUAAAGCUCGAAGAAGAACGAAAGAAAGAGAGCUCCCGGAAAUCUAGUGGAAAUGAAGGUAAGAAAGAGAAGGAAGGUGGGUUCAUCUCAUCAAUAUUCGGAGGCGGUAAGAAGAAGGGAGAGCAGGAGUCUAAGGGGAAGAAGCACUUCUCACGCAACCUCUCUCCCGAACCACCAAUGCGAAUAUUGAAACCAGACAUCGACUACAACUGGACACGAUUCUCCAUUCUAGAGGAGCGGGCGAUCUACCGCAUGGCGCAUAUCAAACUCGCGAAUCCCCGCCGCGCAUUGCAUUCCCAGGUGUUGCUUAGCAACUUCAUGUAUUCCUAUCUCGCAAAGGUGCAACAGAUGCAUCCCCAGGCACAACUUCCCCAAUCUGCAGCCCAGCGGCAACAGGCGGCUCAGCAGAAGAAGGAUCAGCCGGAGGAGUUCGCACAGUAUCAGAAGUAUCAGCAGCAGCAACAGCAAAGACAACAAGAACAAGAUGAAGCGCAACAAGCCGCGUCGGUCCAAUCGCAAGUGACUGCUCUGCAGUCCCAAGUACCGACGCUACCAGCAUUAGCCCCAGUACAACAACAUGAUAGCUUCAUGGAUGACUACGAACAUGAAGAUCUACCCCAUGAUAACAGACACCGCCCGCAGUCGCGAGCCAGUCAGCAUAGUCAGGACAGUGGCAAUGGGCAUCCAAAUCAAGCAAUUGGGAGUCAACAACGUCGCCAAGGAUAUAACAACCCGCAGCUCUCAAAUCCUUACCAAUACCAGCAGAGCCAAUUCGAUGAGCCGGGAAGGGCGGCCGAUGAUGACAUGUGGGCAUACACAACGCCCAUCGACGCAGUCGUACAUGAGCGAGCCGGAGCUUCCGGAAUACAUGGGGCCAGUUUCAGUGCUCUCAUGAUGUCAACGCAGCGCGUUUUGAGGAUCGAGAACGUCGAAGCUGGAGUGGCUUCCGAACCGUGCGUGAGCGAUGGAAGUUUCUGGAUAGAGAGAGAGAGAGAGAGAGGGAAGAUGAUUACCCUCAGCGAACUGAGGAUCUGUGUAUAUUAUGACAAGUCAUGA